Nycticebus coucang (slow loris) is the source of this 1707-nucleotide messenger RNA. It is a transcript of the gene TMEM102, whose product is annotated as transmembrane protein 102. The record is from RefSeq and is a predicted model, not a curated record. Lineage: Eukaryota; Metazoa; Chordata; Mammalia; Primates; Lorisidae. Bases 161 to 1693 code for a protein of 510 amino acids. The transcript is spliced from 3 exons.
ACAAGGUCCAAAAUUUAGGGGCGUGGCCAUUAGGCAUCAGGAAAAAGUUACCUGUUGAAAGGUCCUAUCCUUUCUGUUCCCCACUCUUGCAGCUACCCCUACCGGAGAGCCGCAGACUGUUAAUCCUCUUCCGAAAAAGAGCCCAAAACGAUAGAGCUGCAUGGCCUCCGCGGUCUGGGGAAGUGCCCCCUGGUGGGGCCCGCCACCUCCGGCCCCAGCUCGACCGCUCACGGACAUCGACUUUUGCUCUGGGGCUCAGCUUCAGGAACUGACCCAGCUGAUUCAGGAGCUGGGUGUGCAGGAGAGCUGGAGUGACGGGCCCAAGCCGGUGGCAGACCUUCUUCGGGCCAAGGACUUUGUCUUCUCUUUGCUUGGUCUAGUUCACCGCCGGGACCCCCGUUUUCCUCCCCAGGCAGAGCUCUUGCUUCUUCGUGGUGGGAUUCGCGAGGGCUCCCUGGAUCUGGGGCACGCACCCCUGGGUCCCUACGCCCGGGGACCUCAUUACGAUGCUGGCUUCACACUCCUAGUGCCCGUGUUUUCGCUGGACCGCACUGAGCAAGAGCUGCAACUGGACUUGGAAUCUUCUUACGCAUGGCUCCGCCUUCCAGACCUAGUGUGUGGAAACUCCGUCCGAGAAACGUGGCAGGAUUGCCUAGGACCUCCAAUUUCAGGAGGACAUAAUUUGAUUCACCGAAUCGAGAGUGAAGAAAGUACCAAAGACUGGCAAAUCUCGGCGGACCAGCUGCAUGGCUACGUCACUGGGCAUGAGCCGCCAGUAUCUUUGGAAAAAUCACUUCAUGACGUUUCAGAGUCCGAGUUGCCUCAACAUGACGUCACCGACCUUGUUUCUCCGGACCCGCUGAAAAAACUAAGUAGUGACGUCACCAAGGCUCCAGUCGGAAGCCGGGUCCCAAACUCUGCGGAAGCUUGGGAGGCGUGGCCCACUUUGUGUCCCGCCCAGGUAGCUUCCUGGUUCUUUGCUACGCUGGCCGCAGUUGCAGAGUCGCUGAUCCCUGUCCCUGGCGCUCCGCGCUUGGUACACGCAGCUCGCCACGCGGGUUUCACCACCGUCCUCCUGGCUACACCUGGGCCUCCGCGCCACGUCUUGCUCUUCGAUCUGAUCCCAGUGGUGUCCGUGGCUGGCUGGCCCGAAGGGGCUCGUAGCCACUCAUGGGUUGGUCCGCUGGCCCCAGAAUCGGCUUCCUUCUACCUGGUGCCGGGCGGCAGCACUGAGCGGCCAGACACCUCCUGCUGGCUGCUGUGCUUCGCUCGCCAGGAGCUGGCGCUCAAGGCGCGCAUACCCGCCCCCCUUUUGCAGGCUCAUGCGGCGGCUCAGGCGCUACUGCGCCCACUGGUGGCUGGAACCCGGACGGCGGCGCCCUACCUUCUGCGGACAUUGUUGUACUGGGCGUGCGAGCGGCUGCCCGCGCUCUACCUAGCGCGAUCAGAAAAUGCAGGAGCCUGCUGCCUCGGGCUGCUAGACGAGCUGGGCCGUGUGCUCGAGGCCGGGACAAUGCCUCACUAUUUUCUGAGUGGCCGAAAGCUCCGUGCGGGGGACGGCUCCGCUAUGCUGCUCGGGGAGUUGGCCCGGCUCCGCGGGGACCCUGCCCGGGCUCUGCGUACCGCUGUAGAGGAGGCCAAGGUUGCACGCAAGGGGGGAGGCUUAGCGGGCGUGGGCACCGAGGCCCAUUAAAGAUCCUGCUCCUA